AUGUCGGCGGGCGCGCUGUCGCCUCCCGCGGCGCCUUCCCUCGACGGCGGCGCCCCCUCGCCGCCCCCCGCCACCCCGCCGCCCCCCCCCGCCCCGGCCGCGCCCGCGGCCGCCCCCCCCGCCGCAGCAGCAGCAGCAGCAGCAGCAGCAGCAGCAGCAGCAGCGCAGGCCGGCGCGCAGCAGGCGCCGGCGACCCCGCGCGCGCAGCAGCAGCCCGCGGCGGGCGCGGGCGCGGGCGCGGGCGCGGCGCCGGCGGCCGGCAGCGCCGCGGCGACGGGCCCGGGAGCGGGAGCGGGAGCGGGAGCGGGAGCGGGAGCGGGCCCGCACCCCACCUACGUCUCGCCCUCGCUCUACAUCGGAGACCUGCACCCCGAAGUCACGGAAGCCAUGCUCUUCGAAGUCUUCAACGCCGUGGGCCCCGUGACCUCCAUCCGCGUGUGCAGAGACUCGGUGUCGCGGCGGUCGCUGGGCUACGCGUACGUGAACUACCAGUCGCUGGGAGACGCGGAGCGGGCGCUGGACGCGCUGAACUUCGCGCUGAUUCGCGGGCAGCCGUGCAGGAUCAUGUGGAGCCAGAGGGACCCGUCUCUGCGGCGGAGCGGCGCGGGGAACGUGUUCGUGAAGAACCUGGACAAGUCGAUCGACAACAAGGCGCUGUACGACACGUUUUCGCUGUUCGGGAACAUCUUGAGCUGCAAAGUGGGCGUCGACGAGUUCAACAGAAGCAGGGGCUACGGCUUCGUGCACUACGAGACGGAGGCCUCCGCGCGCAGCGCCAUUGAGAAGGUCAACGGCAUGUUGAUUGGCGGCAAGACUGUGUACGUGGGGCCCUUCGUCACGCGCAGCGAGCGCGAGGGCAGCGGCGGCAGCAGCAGCAGCAGCAGCAGGUUCACCAACGUCUACCUCAAGAACAUCCCCGCCUGCUGGGGCUCCCCGGACGCCCUCCGUCCCCUCCUCGCUCCCUUCGGAGACAUCACCAGCCUCGUCCUCCGCCAAGACCCCAAGGGCCGUCUCUUCGCCUUCUGCAACUUUGCGCAGCACGCUGCCGCCAAGGCCUGCGUCGACAGCCUCAACGGCCGCGUCGUCAACGCCCACGGCUUCAAGGACGACAGCAGCAGCAGCAGCAGCAGCAGCAGCGGCGGCGGCGCCGGCGGCGGGGAGCAGCAGCAGCAGGCGGGGGACGCCGCGGCCGCCGCGGCGGACGCGCGGGAGGCGGGGGAGGCCCCAGCAGCCAACGGCGCCCUCAGCAGCAGCAGCAGCAGCAACGACGCGGCCACGACCGGCAGCAGCAGCAGCACGCCGAACGGCACGGCGGAGGCCUCCGGCGCCGCCGGCACCGCGGCGAGCAGCGCGACGCCGCCAGCAGCAGCAGCAGCAGCAGCAGCAGCAGCAGCAGCAGCAGCAGGCAGCAGCAGCGGCGGCGGCGAGGAGAUGGUGCUGUUCGUGGGGCCGCACCAGACGCGGGCGCAGCGGUCUGCUGCGCUGCGGCAGCGCUACGAGCAGCAGCAGCAGGAACGCGGAGACAAGUACCGGGGAGUAAACCUCUACGUGAAAAACCUAGAUGAGAGUAUAGACGACGCGAAGCUGCAGGAGCUGUUCGAGGGUUUCGGGCCCACCAGCAGCGUGAAGGUCAUGCGGGACGAGAAGGGUUUGUCGCGAGGGUUUGGGUUUGUCUGCUUCACAAACCCUGAAGAUGCCACAAGAGCUGUCUCCGAAAUGCACCUGAAGUACGUCAAGGGAAAGCCCCUCUACACGGGGCUGGCGGAGCGCCGGGACCAGCGGCUGCAGCGGCUGCAGCAGCGCUUCAGGGGGCCCCCCCCGGUGCGCGCGCAGGGGGGGGCCCCCGGGGGCCCCCUGGUGCCCGGGGGGCCCCCCCCGCCCGUGGGCUUUGCGGCGGCGGCGGGGCCCCCGGGGCCCCCGCUCCCCGGGGUGCCCCCUGCUGCUGCGUACCCCCAGAGGCCCGUGCUGUACCCUCCGCAGGGGCACAUGGCCAUGCUGCCGUGGGCGGGGAGGCAGCAGCAGCAGCAGCAGCACUUCCAGCAGCAGCAGGGCCUCGCGCUGCAGCGCGGGCUCGCGCCCGCGGCCGCGCUGCAGCACAUCUACGGGCCGCAGUCCGCGGUGGCCGCGGCCGCCGCGCUGCAGGCCUCCCUGCAGCAGCAGCAGCAGCAGCAGCCCAUGCUGCAGCAGCAGCGCGGGCCGCCCGGCCACCGCGGCGGCCGCGGCGGCGCGGCGAGCAGCGGCGCGAAGCAGCAGCAGCUGCUGAAGCAGCAGCAGCAAAUGCCCGGCGGCGGCUCCUUCAAGUUCACGCCGCAGGUGCGGAACCCGCGGCUGGAGCAGCAGCAGCAGCAGCAGCAGCAGCAGCUGCACCUCGCCGCCGCCGCCCCGCAGCAGCAGCAGCUCGACGCAGCAGCCCACAUGCUCCUCUCCCCCGACGCCCCCCUCACUGCUGCAGCUCUUGCUGCAGCACAGCCCUCGCUGCAGAAGCAAAUGCUGGGCGAGAGGCUCUUUCCCCUAAUCGCUCGCCACCAGCCCGAACUUGCUGGCAAAAUUACGGGAAUGAUGUUGGAAAUGGACAACAGCGAGCUGCUAAUUCUCCUCGAGAGCGAGGCCCAGCUCAAAAGCAAGAUCGACGAGGCCCUCGGCGUCCUCAGGGGCGCCAACUGA
Molecule: messenger RNA, 2664 nt
Organism: Eimeria tenella
Lineage: Eukaryota; Apicomplexa; Conoidasida; Eucoccidiorida; Eimeriidae
Product: polyadenylate-binding protein, putative
Exons: 1
Coding region: 1-2664 (887 amino acids)
Cellular component (GO): nucleus; ribonucleoprotein complex; cytosol
Molecular function (GO): poly(A) binding; mRNA 3'-UTR binding; poly(U) RNA binding
Source: RefSeq, a predicted model, not a curated record